AUGGCCGGUAACUUCCAACCAGCAGAACUCCGCCUAUGGUCCAAUAACGUCAGAGGCCUGAACGUGCCGGAGCGGCGCUCUCAUCUCCUGCGCACCCUAUGGACAGCACGCGCGUCUAUUGCAUUUAUUCAGGAGACGCACUUCCAAUGGCGUAAUGCACCGGCGCUUCGGGACUCCCGCUUCCCCACUGGGUACUUCGCCAACCACCCACAUGCCAAGAAGGCCGGGGUGGCAGUCCUCAUUGCCCGCACAGUACCCUUCCUGAGCCACGCAGCACUAGCAGACCCAGGAGGCCAUUACAUUUUCGUGAAAGGCACGAUCGCCGGACACCUCUGCACCCUGGCGUGUGUUUAUGCACCCAAUACGGCGCAACAUACAUUUCUGACGCGCACGCUACACACCUUGGAACGCUUUAGGGAGGGCCUACUGAUCCUUGCAGGGGAUCUUAACCUACCAUUAGAUCCGCGCCUUGACACAUCCCUAAGAACCAGCUCAUUACCAACCUCCUACCAAUGUAAAGCUCUUACGGCUCUCCGCAAUUCAGGGCUGGCAGACUCGUGGCGGGUGGCUCACCCAACAGAAAGGGAUUACUCAUACUACUCCACAAUACACAACCGCUACAGCAGAUUAGACUAUAUCUUCCUCCCCUUUGAAUACCUCACGCUCCUGCAAUCCAGCGAGAUCAGAACGGCCACCUGGUCAGACCACACGCCGGUCCUGACCAGCAUCGCCUCCCCGUUAUACAAACCGAAGGAACUACAGUGGAGGCUCAACGAGCAAGUUCUGGAGGAGCCGGGAGCGUCCAUGGAGAUGAGGGAAGCGCUGCAACGGUACUUUGAGGAGAACUCCACCCCAGAAGUGGAACCUCUGACAGUAUGGGAGGCUCACAAAUGCAUGGUCCGAGGUCACCUCAUACGCUUCUGCACCCAUAGGAAAAAGACCCGGCAGCAACAGACCAGGCGGCUCGCACAACAAGUGGCAACACUUGAAAACCUCAAUAAGACUACCCUAUCGGAAGACACCUACAAAGAACUUUUGGAAGCCCGAAGGAACCUCUGA
Pelobates cultripes (western spadefoot toad) is the source of this 1059-nucleotide messenger RNA. The record is from the annotation of a GenBank genome assembly. Lineage: Eukaryota; Metazoa; Chordata; Amphibia; Anura; Pelobatidae.